Anguilla rostrata (American eel) is the source of this 5894-nucleotide messenger RNA. RefSeq names its product RAN binding protein 10 (gene ranbp10). The transcript is spliced from 16 exons. The record is from RefSeq and is a predicted model, not a curated record. Lineage: Eukaryota; Metazoa; Chordata; Actinopteri; Anguilliformes; Anguillidae. Gene Ontology annotation, molecular function: protein binding.
UUGAGAAGCACUUGUGUUUGGUCCGUGAAAUGAUUGCAAAAGUGAGUGGACCGUGAAACUACAUUUUCCCCUCCUCCUCACUCGUGAACCUAAACAGGGGCAGCCUCAAAGCUAUUUAUGGGUGCUGUAGUUGACAGUAAAACUAUAUUGUCGUAGAGACUCACUGCAGAAGACGCCAUCUUCAACUACAAUACCCAAACACGGCGUUGACAGUCUGACUGAGCAGCGUUGGUUAUCCGGGGAUAUCGCUUUGCUGCUGUGCUUCAGCAACCUAUUUCACUCUCUCCUCUUCCUGCGGAUUGACACAGUACCGUUAAAAAAAGCCAAACAAAACAAAACAUUUAAAGCCAAAAAAUAUGGCGGAGCUUGGAGCGGGGAGCCUACAAGUGGGGGACCCUGCGUUUAAUUACCAGGAGCGAGAGCUAAAUGAGCGCUUGAAGCGGCUCUACCCGGCCGUGAAUGAGGAAGAGACCCCCUUACCCCGAUCUUGGAGCCCCAAGGAUAAAUACAGCUACAUCGGGCUCUCACAGAACAAUCUGCGGGUGCAUUACAAAGGUCAUGGAAAGAACCACAAGGACGCUGCUUCCGUGCGGGCCACACACCCAAUCCCAGCUGCCUGUGGAAUCUACUACUUCGAAGUGAAGAUCGUCAGCAAGGGGCGGGACGGAUACAUGGGGAUCGGCUUGUCUGCCCAGGGGGUCAACAUGAACAGACUGCCUGGUUGGGACAAACAUUCAUACGGCUACCAUGGCGACGAUGGACACUCCUUCUGCUCCUCGGGGACCGGCCAGCCGUACGGCCCCACGUUCACGACAGGAGACGUGAUUGGCUGCUGCGUGAAUCUCAUUAACAACACCUGUUUCUAUACCAAGAACGGGCACAGUCUGGGUGUAGCGUUCACAGAUCUUCCUCCGAACCUGUACCCCACGGUGGGGCUGCAGACCCCGGGGGAGAUAGUGGAUGCUAACUUCGGCCAGCAGCCCUUCGUGUUCGACAUCGAGGACUACAUGAGCGAGUGGAGGGCCAAGAUCCACGGCAUGAUCGCCCGCUUCCCCAUCGGAGAGAGGCUGGCAGAGUGGCAGGCCGUGCUGCAGAACAUGGUGUCCAGUUACCUGGUGCAUCAUGGGUACUGUGCCACGGCGACGGCCUUUGCGAGAGCCACGGAGACCAUGAUCCAGGAGGAGCAGACGUCAAUAAAGAACAGACAGAGAAUACAGAAGCUGGUGUUAGCAGGUCGGGUUGGAGAAGCUAUUGACGCCACACAACAGCUCUACCCCGGACUGCUAGAGCACAACCCCAAUUUACUCUUCAUGUUGAAGUGUCGGCAGUUUGUGGAGAUGGUGAAUGGUUGUUCGGGCUCUCCUCAGGUGUCGGCAUAACGCGUCUCACCAAAGUCCCAGGACAGCUACCCCGGAUCCCCCAGCCUGAGCCCCCGGCACGGAGCCACCAACCCCCACCUGCACAGCACAGGAGCAGACAGCCCCACCUGCAGUAAUGGGGUCACCCCUAGCAAGAGCAAGAGCCACAACAAAUACCCCGGCGUCAGCUCCACCUCUUCCUCCUCCUCUUCCUCCCCCUCCUCCGUCAACUACUCCGAGUCCAACUCCACCGACUCCACCAAGUCCCAGCCCCACAGUGGAACCAGUAACCAGGAAACCAGUGACAGUGAGAUGGAGAUCGAGGGCGAGCAUUACACUAACGGAGUGGCAGAGAGCUCUCCCGCCAGGAUCAUGAACGGCACGUACAAGCACGAGGAGAUCCUGCAGACAGACGAUAACAGCCUGGGAAAUGGGGUGGCAGAGGACAGCUGCACCCCCAGGCAGCUGUGUGGUGGAAACCAGGCGGCGACUGAGAGGAUGAUACAGUUCGGCCGGGAACUCCAGGCGCUCAACGAGCAGCUGUGCCGGGAGUAUGGCAAGAACGCCACUCACAAGAAGAUGCUGCAGGAUGCAUUCAGUCUUUUAGCGUAUGCAGACCCCUGGAACUGCCCAGUUGGACAGCAGCUUGACCCCAUGCAGAGAGAGUCCAUCUGCUCCGCACUCAACAGUGCCAUACUGGAGUCGCAGAACCUGCCGAAGCAGCCCCCCCUCAUGCUGGCCCUGGGCCAGGCCACCGAGUGCGUGCAGCUGAUGGCCCGGGUGCGCUCCGGCUCCUGCUCCUUCGCCAGAAUCGACAACUUUUUGCACUAGCCGCCGCCGCCAAGGCAAUGUACAGGACAGCUAAGAAGAGGACUUUCCAGUUUGUGGCCAUGGUGUCAGAGGAGCGCAUGAGUUUUGAUUGGUGUGCCGUUUGCAGUUGGGGGAAACAUUUGGACGGGGACGUGACGAGAAAGGCUUCUUUUUUUAAUUUAGUAUUAUCAAAUACAGAUUGUGUGACACUAUUUAAAGAUAAUUAUUAUUCUGUUUAGUCUUUAUUUUUAGUUUUUAUUUUCUUGUGCUCAUCUUGGGAAAAAAAAAUCUAGUUCCUUUUGUUUUUAAGGGUGGAAUGAAAUUCCCCAAAUAAUAUUUUAAAACGUGUGUAUGCCAUAUUAAAGCUACAGCUAAUAGGGUGUAUACAUCAUUGCAACAAAGCAAGAUAUUUUGGUUUCUCUCACUCAGAUCUCAGGUAAACGCAAUGCAUAUGGCAUUUCAGAGUGGAAUGUUCCGGAAAUUCAUUUAGUUCUACCAGCAGUCCUCUGGCUCUGGAGUCUGCCCAGGCUCCUAUGAUUUUAAUUCUGUUUAUUUUUCUUUUUUUUUUCUUUUUCUUUAAAAUCUUUUUUUUUUUUUUUUUUUUUGUUUGGAGAGAGUCUGAAAAGAUGUGGUGUUGUUUUUUUCAGGCAGGCUGUCCUCGCCGCUGAUGUUUAUCGAUUAAAGGCUAAAAAAAACAAAAAAGGCCGAAAAGCGCUUCAGUGAAUAUGCAUGGCUGCCAGCUCGCCCGCCGCCGCCGCCUCGACGCGUCGCCAGCGUCCCGCAGGGGCGAGCGUCAGAGAGAGCCAGCGCUCCGCUACCGUCGUGGAACAGUUUCGUGCGUUCUGUUUUCAAGAUAAGGGGGGGAGUACCUCAAAACCUAAAGUAAAAAAUACCAUUUUUUUUAAAUGAAAGAAAAACAACGAAAAAAUGCAUUUUGGACAUGAUUGGCAGUCGGGCACCUGGCUCCUGUCACCUUGCUGUUCAUCCCUGGCACCGUCUACAGCUUUAUAACUCUUCAGGCCCAUCAAAGGGCCUUUUAGUGCCAGUCAGUGUGGGGGAGCAAAUUAACUAAGAAAUACAAAUAGAGAGAUUUUUCUUAUUGUUUUUUAAUGAAUGAAUGUUGAAAAAUAAAUACAAUAGAAAUCUAUUUCCCCAACCUUUUGGCUUAACAAGUGGGAACUUACUGGAAUAUCCAUCCACAGAAACCAGUAAAAUGAUUCCCAUCAUUCAGCUAAAUAUGUGGGUAUAUCAAUGAUGGGCCUGUUGCCUAGGAGAUGAAUAUAUAUAUAUUAGUAGACCAGCAAUCUAGAGCUUGGGAAGCUGUUAUAAUUGACAAACUACUAACAAUGAGUGAGUUAACAUUUCAUUAGGUAACAAACAACAGGAAUAUAAAUACCUAGGAGUAACCCUCCCGCUCCUUCCUCAUGCUCGCUCUCUUUCUUUGUGAAGAAGGGCUUUGUAUCUGAGUUGUGUCCUCCAUUUACUGUUUGAGUGGAGGCUCUGGUCACAGGGUGCUUGCACUGCAUGCUGGGAAACGUAGUCAAUCACACGUGGUCCUGUUGUGGUUCUAGCUCUGUCGUGCGGUAGUUCUUGCUUUUAAUUUCUUCUUUGUUUUUCCUCAGUUGUGAAAUAACCCCCAAAUGGUUAAGGACCAGGAAAAUUAACAUGCCAAAUAUCACUGCUUACUCAUACUGUGACGAUGACGAUGACUAUUUUUAACAUCUUAUUUCUCUAAUUACACUUCUUGAGUCUGCUUAGAGAGGACAAGCAGUAAUAGUCAUAUAAAAUAAGAAUUCUUUUUUUUAUAAUGCUCUGAAAUAGAUGAUCUUAUUUUCCCAAGUGGAGAAUACCAUGACAAUGUGCAUUUUGGAUGCUGCGCUGUUCCAUCCUAAGUCAUAGAAUUCCUAGGUCUGAUGUAGCCAUUGAAAGCAACAGUGGAAAGGUACGUGAGCAGGGCAGUCCUAAUGGACCGGAGUUCCAUGUUCCAAAUCUGCGAUGGAAACUCUCUCCCUCUCUCCUUCACCAGCCGUGUUACGCCCCAUACUUCAGUGAGGCUGAGCUCUGUGAGGCAGGGCCACUUCCAGCCUUGAUUUGACUCCAGCAGCAAAGGGGGGGGGACCUCCAGGUUUAGGCCACUCCCCCCUGUUACUGCUCCAGCCUCUCUUAAGCUUGGAAGCAGCUGCGCUAAUUCAUUAGCUCUGCUACUAUCAAGCUUACUGCAACUACUCCAGUAUGUGGGUCUUUUGUCGCAGAUUAUUAGUUUUCUCCAGCCAGCAGGGGGUGCUGUAGUGUGUUUUGAAUGUAGUUCAGCAGUAUUCUGUUGUUUUUUUUCCCCAUUUGAAAUGCUGCCAGCCUUCAUGAGAUUGUUUUCCCCCAUCCCCUCCACAGGUGUUGAGGUCAGUUAAUUUCUGCUGCUGACCCCUAACACAGUAGGCCACGGUAGGGUAGAGGGGGAAAGGGUACAUUUUCUGCUGCUUCCUCCUGUUUGGUGUUCAGUUUGCAGAGUGUCACUCAGAACCUUUUUUUCUGAAGAAGGGCUUGAUGGGAAGUGAAGUCCAGAGGUAGUCUAAGCGUAUUCUGCAACCUCUUGGCCCAGGUGUUCAUUUCUCAUUUUAUGGAACUGCUGAGCAGAUUAAUGCUCAGCAACUCCGUUCCACUGGGAAGAGUAUAGAAACCAAUCAGCUGGCUUUCUAAUAGGUAUUGAAUGACUAAUUAUGUGAUUUAACUCAAGUAGAAAAUCUCCUAUGGGGCUACUGUUAUGCCAUAGGAUUACUGCAGUAUAUAAUUCUUAACACUGUAGCACAGAUACGUAAAUGUGACACCAGCCAUUAAUUAGUAAUAAUACCAUAUACCCAGCCUGUCUGCUAUUUUUUGUGUUUCUGUCAAUUUAAAUCAUGCAGUAUAGAGAGCAGAGACGUAUAUUUGAUGAUGACUAUGAUAAUGUUGUUUUUAAAAAACCAUGCAAACAGGCAUUUCAGUAAAAAGUUUCUUACCGUUCUUGGAACAGUCGUCUUCUUUGCUACUGGGUCUUCAGACAGAUCUCAAAUAACAGCUCCUGCUUCAAGACACCUCAUGGUUUCUUGUGUAACAGGGCCUUUUUUAUAUUUUAUUUUUAAGACUGCUCAUAAAAUCAAUUUCAAUUGGCAAGCCGGGUGUUCUAAUGCAUACUCAAUGCAUAGUUAAGCCACAUGACAAUGUUAUUUGACAUUUUCAAAAGAUGGAAUUUGAAGGAAAUAGUUGCCUGAUAAAUAACUGUCUGAUAAAUGAGAGCCAAACCAUGGAGGAGGAGUUUGUGUUUUGUAAAACAGAUGAGGUUCUAACACCUGGAAACCUCCCCCUCCCCUUCCCAAGCAGCCAUACUUCCAAAUUGUCCAGGUUUCAAUAUCUUUUAAGAUUAUUGUUUUGUUUGAAGUCGAGUGCGCUUCAAAUACGCCCCAAAAUAACAGGGGAAACUGAAUUAGAUUCGUUAAAUAUAUAUACAAGUUGUGCACAAUUAAUUUUAUUAUGAUUUGAAUUUUAUUUGAGUUUGAUUUUAGUAUUUGUGAAAUAAGUUACCCUCUCUACUUAGCAUGAACCUUUGAAAACCUUUAAAACAAAAUAAAAAAAGAAAAACAUAAUUAUGAAAAAAAAAAUAACUAUGUACUGGAAAUAUGGUAAAGAAAUAUUGUAUUCUGUUGUAUUUUGACAGAAUUAUUUUUAUUAAAAUACACAUCCAUGUGCAAAUUA